GCAAACGCUUCAGUCUAUGACAAGAUUUUAUCGUGUGCGUACGUAUGAGAUUUUUGAUGCGACGAUUGCGCAGUGUAGUUCUGUUUAGUUCAUUUCAAUUCGGGGUAUUUAACUCGCAUUUAUUAUAGUGCAGUGUAUGUGAGAACGAAAUAACAUUUUGUGUUGAAAACAAAAACAGAGAAAAACAAAGAUGAAGAAGCAACAUUAAAUGCGAUUUGUUGCAUAUUAAAGUUUCUGGCUUGCAACUCGUGUCAGUUUAACGGCAACAUUACAACGUGUUAGUGUGUUCUAUCUUUACUGUUCUGGUUGCUACUUUUCAAGCCGAUGUCCAAUGACUUUUAGGUUGACAUCAUCGUACUGUAAAUUGUUCUAGUUUUUCGUGGAAAAUAAAUAUCGAAAAAAUCAAAAAAAAAAAGAUCAAAAUAAAAAAAAUAAGGAAAAACGUGUUAAAAACCAUUUUUAAAUAUUAAACGGGUGUGUGUGUCUAAAUUGAUUCAUCGAUUCAUACAAUUCAUUCAUCAUUGUGACUUCAUUAAUUGAAAUUACUUUAGCGUGUAAACUUUAAAGUUGAUUCGAAGGAUUAUUUUCAAAUUGUGCUCGUCGUCAGUUCAUUCAUUCAUUCGAUUUGAUUCGAUCGUUUGACUAUUGUGUUUUGCUGUAAUUGCACACCUUACAUUGUGUUACGGUUGUGUAAACGAGAAAUUUGUACAAAAUGCUGCUAAUAAAAUUAAUUAUAGUCAGUUCACUCUGCCUUUUAAGUCUCACACACCGUGUUCAGUGUGAAAAGACGGAAAAUUCAGCUGUUUCAGCAGCAACGGCAGAGCGAAAUAAUAAAAAGGAUAUAAAAUUCACAGCAGCCGCACAAUCAACCAUUUAUAAAAUUAAAAGACUGAAUCCAUCAAAGGAUAAACAAAACUUGCAUAAACAACGAAUAGAAGAGCAACAACAGCAGCACUUGCAACAGCUACAACAAGGACAAACGUCAAGACAACAGGAUGUCAUGCAUCAUCAGGAAUACAAGGGAAAUAAGAAACAUACAGAAAGCGGCGGCGUUGGCGGCGUCGAUGUGACUAAGUUAAAUAAACAUCGCACAAAAAAAUUUCGCAAAUCGGGAAAAAAUGCUCAUGGUUUAAAUAGAAAAUUAUUAAACAAAUUGGGUUUUACUAAAGUCAAGGCACCCAACAGUCAUAACCGGAAACGUUUGGCCAUCGAAUCACGACGUCAUGCUUCACCAGAUGAUUCACACAUGUUUAUUAUAAAAUUACCGCCAAAUAUGUAUUAUUACACCAAUCCUAAACCAUCUACGUCUGGCACUGCAACAGUCUCAUCAUCCUCAUCGGCAUCAUCUCCAAAUUCUAUUGCCUCAUCGGUGGAUAAAAAAAAUUCUUUAGUACCUCAUGUACUUAAGGAUGAUACAAGUUCAACUAAGGAUGCUAACGGAAAAAAGGUCUCAUUCCCAUUUAAUUCAAAUGGCAAACCAGGACGUAUCUAUCAUUGGAAUUUACCGGUCAUUAAAAAGAUGCUCGAAGAUAAACAACGUUUUCCCAACGUUGCCAAUAUCGAACCGAAUAAAGUCGAAGAAUUGAUUGAUAUAAAAAAUAUACCAACAUGGUCAAAACCAUGGGAAAAUGAUUCGAUUGAAAAAUCCUACAAUCAAGAUUCAAUGAUGAGCUAUAAAAAAUCUCUUAAACGUAAAUCACCAACGUAUUAUGCACCAGCCAGUGCGGUCAAUAAAAACAGUUUUAAUAAAUACUUUUCGGGUAAUGGCAAACCUAAAGGAUUUUAUGUCAUAAAAGAGAAUCAAAAGAAACCAUCAUACUAUAAAAAUAUUGUAGCGUAAAAGAAAGAGAAAACAAAGAGGAGAAUAUUAAAAAAAUUAAAGACAAAAAGUGAGAAGAUUGUCUACGAAAGCAAAAGGUAAAAUAAAACAGGUUAAAUUAAUAUUAAUAAUAUUGGACUUAUAUCAUAAUCUUAAAGAAAACAAACAAAAGCCAUAUUAAUAAAACGAUUUUUUUUCUUUUGCAAAAGAACAAACACACAAUGUAAUGUGUAGGUAAUAAUGAUAGACAUUAUAUUAAUUGCAAAAUAUACAUACAUCCUAAAUUUUAUAACUCAAGCAUAAAGUAAAACUUUAGACUUAUCAAAAGACUAAUAAAACUAAAAACAUAAAUAAACAAAAAAAAUAAUAAAAGAAACAAAUUAUAUACAAAAACAUUUUAUACUUUUAUAUAAUGUAAACUGUUGUUUAAGGAUCACUUUCACAAGAUUUGGUUUAACUAAACUUAACUGAAUGCAUAAGCUCAACAGUUUAAAGAUUAAGCGAAUAGGGACAUAAAUUUAUAUAUAUUUUUUUUAAUUUUAAUGGUGUGCACCCUCUACUGCCAUUUUUUAUUUCGAAAAUCAACUUUUAUUGAAAUAUUGUGAAACUGAACCUUAACAAUUAAAAUUAAUCGAUUUACAUAAAAUUUAAUGGCUUUUUCAUAUCGAAAUGUCGAAAUUAAAAUACAUAAUAUAUAUUUUUAUAAUCGUACUAUCUCUCUCACACACUCAAAAUGGAUACAAUAAUAAAAAAAAAACAUAAAUUUAAAUGCAGACAAAUAUUGUAAUGGUAGUAAUUUUUAGUAAUAAUUUGUUUAGUAUUUUAAGUCAUUAAAAAAUUUUUUAUAUUUGUUUAAAUGAAAAGUUUAUUAAGGAAGUUUACAUCAGAACAGAAACCUAUAUAAUAAAGAAAUCAUAUUAAUCGUUAGCAUUAUUGCCACAUAAUCCUAAAUCCUAAUUACUAAAAUACACUUACAUAUUCAAAAUAAAAACAUGAGAUAUUACCCUGCUCCCGUUUUGAUAAUUUUCUAAAAACUAUCCGAUACCCAUCAUUAGACAUCGGUGCUCCACAGUAAUCCAUUUAGACAUCAACUUAUUACUGAUUAACAUGAGCAGGAUGAGUGGCCCUAUCUGAAUGAGCCCUAUCUGAGUGGACACACAGGAUUGCGGGUACAACUAUACAUAAUUGUACGAAUGGAUUUAGACGCAUGUAGAGCAUUUAAAGAGAUGAACUCUGGAAGUUUUCAUACAAAUCGGAUCCAAUCAAUAUCUUGAAAGCUACGUUAUACCACAUAUUACAUCCCUAAGGAACACUAAUUUGAAAAUUAUAGUAAAAGAUCGCACAACAGGGCCGUUAGAGACCUAGAUGUAUUUAUUUGGAAAAACGUCAUGUUAGGCCACAACUUUUAACUGCAUAAGAGGUCUUAAAGUGUCAAAAAAAAGGAGAAUUUUAGGCUCUUCUUUGAUCACAUAAAAUUUGACACAUCAUGAUCAUGACGAUCAAGUCCUUUUUAUCAUCAACAAAAGAUAUUCGUGAUAAAUUUUAUACGAUUAUUUGUUAAUGAUUUGUGUGCGUUUAAGCGUUUUUCGGAAGUGGACCUUUUAUAGAAGUUAUGACUAAUGUUGGGUCGAUCCGAAAUAUUUUUUAUAUCUACAAAGCAUUUUAGUUUUGAAUAUUGUUCUAAUACAGUUAAUGAACUUCAUUAAUUUAAUUGAUUUCCUGAAGUGGGACUUAUAUGAGAGUUAUGGUCAAUUAUGAAACGAUCCAGGUUUUAGUUGAUAAAAGAUUUAUGCAUACAUAUGUAUAUGCAAAACUGCAAAAUACCGAUAUUCUAGAGUGAAUUAUAACCAAUAAAUUCAUUUUCCAUAAAUUUCCCGAAUAGUUUGUACGAUGUAUGCGUUAAGAACGAACUGUGGUAUAAUAUGUACAUUGAGGAACGGAAAGACGUUAUCAGAGUAAAUAGGCUCCAGUGAUAUUUGCCGACUACUACUGGGCGAUCAAAAUGGACCAAUUUAAACCCAACAAUAUAAAAAAUCAUGGAUUUUUCAUUUACAUAUACAAUUUAUAUAUACUGAAAAAAUUCUAAUGAUGAUUUAAAUUAAAAUUGCAUUUUGUGCCCCUACUAUGGACUAUAUAUUUUAAAGAAAAAUAUGUUGGAAUCAGUACUUACCAAUAAGUAAUCAAGAGAUUAUAAGAUCUGAAAAUAAAAAAAAUAUUUUUUAUUAAAUUUAGAGUUUGUCAGAUAUACAGAGUCAAUUUACUUUAGCUUAAGACUUGUAAA
Molecule: messenger RNA, 4100 nt
Organism: Lucilia sericata (common green bottle fly)
Lineage: Eukaryota; Metazoa; Arthropoda; Insecta; Diptera; Calliphoridae
Product: serum response factor homolog A
Exons: 5
Coding region: 713-1840 (375 amino acids)
Source: RefSeq, a predicted model, not a curated record